Messenger RNA from Thermothielavioides terrestris NRRL 8126, 1003 nucleotides. RefSeq lists its product as uncharacterized. The record is from RefSeq and is a predicted model, not a curated record. Lineage: Eukaryota; Fungi; Ascomycota; Sordariomycetes; Sordariales; Chaetomiaceae. Gene Ontology annotation, molecular function: RNA binding. The transcript has 2 exons. Bases 140 to 751 code for a protein of 203 amino acids.
CACAAGACACGCGACUCGGGACUGAGUGCGGACGACGGUAGUCUUGUCCAGUGCUGCACGUUGGGCAUCCAAUCGGCACAAAUAUCGCGGAAUCUCCUUCUCACGAGCCCGAGCCCGGAAGCGCGAAAGCAACGCGACAAUGGCCACGCGCAGCGCGCCCCCGCCGGGCCUCCCAGCAAAGGUCGCUUCGGUGCCGCCCAACCAGACCCUCUACGUCACGAAUCUCCCGUCAGCCAAGAUCCAGAAGGAAGACCUCAGGACGGCGCUUUACAUGCUGUUCUCAACUUACGGCUCCGUGCUUGACGUAGUCGCCCUCAAGACGAUGAAAAUGCGCGGACAGGCCCAUAUCGUGUACAAGGACAUCCAAACAGCGACACAGGCGAUGCGCUCACUCGACGGGUUCGAGUUUCUCGGUCGUCCGAUGAAAAUCUCCUACGCCAAGUCCAAAUCCAACAUCAUCGCCAAGCUCGACGGCACCUUCAAGAUCCCGGCAGCAAGCUCGGCGGCCCGAGUCGAGGUAACCGACCUUCAGCAGAGCAUCUUCAAUGCCCCCGUGCCAGGAUCCUCCACAACCGGCGCGCCCCCAGCAGCGCCCGGCCUCCCCUCCAAGCCGCCAGGAGGCGCCGACCACGCCGCGGCCGAUGCCGGCACUCCCGAGAGCCGUGGAGUGAAGCGGCCGAGAGAAGAGGAGGAGCCGGAGGAAGAGAGCGACCAGGACGUGGCCAUGGAGGAGGAAAGCGAUGAAGAAUGAUACCCCGCCCAUGCACGUUAGCAGCAGCCGUGGGCAAAGGAAGCGUAACGGACGCCGGGUGUGGCGAUCCGCUCUGCUCGAUCUAUGAUUCCAGCGCCAUCUCGGCAGGCACCCAGAGCCCAACACAUCCACCGACCAGGCCGAGCCACACCAUGAGGUAGUUCUCCAUGGAGCAGUCAAACCUCGUCAUGGCCUCGCCGAGCAAGCAGGGAUGUACAAAGAAGGAGGGGACGCCGGUAACUGGGUGAUGCU